AUGAGAACAAGAACAAGAGUUUAUCUUCCUAUUCAAUCUACAAUAACACUAUCAUACCAGUAUUUCAUGACUGAACCAAAUACUAUUGCUCUUGCAGAGACAUUAAAUUCAUUUAAUUUAGUGUUAUUUUCAAGAGUCACGUAUGAAGAAUUGAUUGUAAUGAAUUAUAAUAAACCAGAAAAUAAACCGUUAACUCCAAAUAUUCAAAAUAUGAUUGAACGAUUUAAUUGGAUUGGAACUACCAUUGUUAAUUGUUUUAAUGAAUGUCCUAAAGGAGAUAAAGCUCAAUUUAUUCAAGGACUAAUAUUAUUUAUGAAAAGAUUACAACAAUUAAAAGAUAUUCAUUUCUUAGUUUCAGUAGUUUAUACACUUCCUAGACUCGAUUUAGAUUCUAUCAAAAGUAAAAAAAUUAGUGAAGAAGAUAAAAAUUAUUUAAAUGAAACAGAAGAAUUAUGUUCUUUUAAACAAAAUUAUAAAUAUCUUAGAGCGUAUUUAAGCCAAUUGGAAACACCGUAUAUCCCUUUUAUAGGAAUUCUAAGUAAAGAUUUAAUGCUUAUUGACGAAGGUAAUCCAGAUAAACUAGGUGAUGGAACAAUUAAUUUAUAUAAAUGGAGAAAAGUAUAUGAAUUAACCCAACAAUUCCUCGAUGCAAGACCAACCAACCCAUGUAUUUCUUCUUCAAAUGAACAAUUACAGAUACUUAUCCAGAAGAUAUAUUCUUUUAAAUAG
Molecule: messenger RNA, 729 nt
Organism: Entamoeba nuttalli P19
Lineage: Eukaryota; Evosea; Mastigamoebida; Endamoebidae
Product: Ras guanine nucleotide exchange factor, putative
Exons: 1
Coding region: 1-729 (242 amino acids)
Biological process (GO): positive regulation of GTPase activity; Ras protein signal transduction
Cellular component (GO): plasma membrane
Molecular function (GO): guanyl-nucleotide exchange factor activity
Source: RefSeq, a predicted model, not a curated record